This is a messenger RNA of Pelmatolapia mariae (spotted tilapia), 789 nucleotides long. RefSeq names its product ladybird homeobox 2 (gene lbx2). Gene Ontology annotation, biological process: regulation of transcription by RNA polymerase II. The transcript has 2 exons. The record is from RefSeq and is a predicted model, not a curated record. Gene Ontology annotation, molecular function: sequence-specific double-stranded DNA binding; DNA-binding transcription factor activity, RNA polymerase II-specific. Gene Ontology annotation, cellular component: nucleus. The coding region runs from base 1 to 789 and encodes 262 amino acids. Lineage: Eukaryota; Metazoa; Chordata; Actinopteri; Cichliformes; Cichlidae.
AUGACCUCCAGUAAAGACAUGAAAGCAGGUUCUGUGUUGCAGUCCGGCGGCGAGGAGAGGAGGCGGGCUCCCUUGGACCAGCUGCCGCCGCCGGCCAACUCCAACAAACCGUUAACGCCUUUCAGUAUUGAGGAUAUCCUUAACAAACCCUCCGUGAAGAAGUCGGUCGCCAGUAUCUGUCCGCCCAGAGUGCUUGAGAAAGUGACGGGCUCCAACUCAGCGAGGAACGGGAUCACCACUCCGUCCUCGCCGCUGUGCGCGCUGGAGGAGCUGGCCAGCAAAACGUUUAAGGGUCUGGAAGUCAGCGUUAUCCAGGCAGCGGAAGGUCGUGAGCAUCUAAAUGCUUUUGGACAGAGGCAGACGUCUAAGAAGAGGAGAAAGUCGCGGACAGCCUUCACGAACCACCAGAUUUACGAACUGGAGAAGAGGUUUUUGUACCAGAAGUACCUUUCUCCGGCCGACCGUGACCAAAUCGCGCAGCAGUUGGGACUCUCCAACGCGCAGGUCAUCACCUGGUUUCAGAAUCGCAGAGCUAAACUCAAGAGGGAUCUGGAGGAGAUGAAAGCAGAUGUCGAGUCGCUCAAGAAAAUCACCCCACAGACCCUGCAGAAGCUUGUCACCAUGGACAACAUUGAGGACCCCCAGAGUGGGGGCCCCGGGGCCAGAUCGCCCAGUAUCUCCCCGACUUCUCAAGGACACCGGGCCUUCCCACAGUCCCCCUCCUCGUCAAGAGACCAAACCACGGAUGAAUUCUCGGAGGAUGACGAGGAAAUCGAGGUGGACGAUUGA